Molecule: messenger RNA, 2046 nt
Organism: Anolis sagrei ordinatus
Lineage: Eukaryota; Metazoa; Chordata; Lepidosauria; Squamata; Anolidae
Product: vomeronasal type-2 receptor 26-like
Biological process (GO): G protein-coupled receptor signaling pathway
Cellular component (GO): plasma membrane
Molecular function (GO): G protein-coupled receptor activity
Source: RefSeq, a predicted model, not a curated record
AUGGUUCCAAAUGAAGCCCAUCAGUAUUGGGGGAUUCUCCAAUUACUUCAAUAUUUCAAAUGGAGAUGGAUUUCAUUCAUUGCUGCAAAUGGGUUGACAUUAGACUGGUUCAUGAAGACAAUGAUCCCAGAAUUUUCCAAGAAAAGCAUCUGUUUUGCUUUCAUAGAGUCAUUUACUAACUUAUGUUUACAGUAUAACACUGACAAGGUCACUUUAUUAAACUGUGCUUUUCAAUUGUAUGAUAAAAUCAUGAACAGCAAAACCAAUAUUUGGGUUCUUUAUUGGGAUAUAUAUCACAUGACAUUUCUGGGAGAUUUUCUAAUUCAAGUAAUUAAUGGCAUAAUAUCAAAGCCAAGAGGUAAAGUUUGGAUUUUGACAGUUGGAAUGAAAUUAAAAUCCCUUGCAAGCAGGUGGAACUGGGAUGCACCAUUCCUUUGCACAAUGUCCUUUACACUUCACUCCAGAGAACUUCCAGGAUUCCAGCAAUUUCUUCAGAACAGAAAUCCUUCUGCGGCUUAUGAAGAUAGUUUCCUUAAAGAAUUUUGGACUCAGGUAUUUAGCUGUACAUUUCAGGAUUCCCUUCAGAGCAAUGUGACUGGAGAUAUCUGCACUGGAGAGGAGAGGUUGGAGAGCCUUCAUGAGCAUGUCCUCCCAGUGAGUGUAACAGGCCAGAGUUACAACAUCUAUAACACUGUCUAUGCCGUGGCUCACGCUUUACAUAAAAUGUAUUCAUCUAGGUCCAAAAGUAAGGUAUUCAUGAAGUCAGAGAGAAGACCGCCAGUGUGGCAGCUCCAUCACUUUUUGAAAUCUGUGUCAUUUAAUAACACUGUUGGAGAAAAGGUUUCCUUUGACCAGAAUGGAGUGCUUGAGGCUGGAUUUGACAUCAUAAAUUGGGUCACGUUUCAAAACGGAUCUUGGAUUGGAGUUAGAGUUGGAAAGCUGGAUCCCUGGGCUCCUCCAGAUGAAGCAGCCAGCAUUGAUGAAGACGCCAUUGUAUGGUCCAGCUGGUUUAACCAGACACAGCCUCUUUCCCGGUGUAAUGCCAACUGCCAACCCGGUUAUAGGAAGAAAAGGAAGGAAGGUCAACCCUUCUGCUGUUAUGAUUGCAUUCCAUGUCCCAAAGGAUUCAUAUCUGAUAAAGAAGAUUCAUCUGAAUGUUUCAAAUGCCCAGUUGAUCAAUAUGCAAAUCUGGAUCAGAAUUCAUGUUUUCCCAAGACAAUAACCUUCUUAUCUUAUGAAGAACCAUUAGGUAUUAGUUUAGCCAGUUGUGCUGUUCUAUUUUCUUUCAUUGUGGCUUUAAUAUUAAGAUUAUUCAUGAAGCAUCACAACACCGCAAUAGUAAGAGCAAACAACCAAAGCCUGACCUACAUUCUGCUCAUCUCUCUGCUCCUCUGCUUCCUUUGUACCUUGAUAUUCAUUGGCCAACCUAAGAAGAUAACAUGUUAUCUACGUCAAAAUGUAUUUGGCAUUAUCUACAAUAUUACUGUUUCUACUGUAUUUGCAAAAACCAUCAUAGUAAUUUUAGCUUUUACGGCCACACAACCAGGCUCCAGGAUCAAGAAAUGGAUGGGGAGAAAACUGACCAGCUCCAUUUUUUUCUCUUCCUCCAUAAUCCCAACAGGCUUUUGUCUUUUAUGUAUGACAAUCUAUUCAUCACUGCCGGAGACGGAUAUGCAUUCAUUGAGAGAAGAAAUUGUGCUGCAAUGUCGAGAGCCACCGUCUUUCAUGUUUUGCUUUAUGUUGGCCUACAUGAUUAUUCUAGCCACUGGCAGCUUCAGUGUGGCUUUUUUUUCCCGUAACCUGCCAAACAGUUUUAAUGAAAGCAAAUAUAUUGCUUUUAGCAUGUUGCUUUUUUGCAGUGUUUGGUUGAUCUUCAUCCCAAGCUACAUGAGCAUUAAAGGGAAAACCAGGGUAGUUGUGAAAAUCCUUGCCAUUUUAGCUUCCAGUGCUGGAUUUUUAGGAUUUCUCUUUUUCCCCAAAUGCUAUAUUAUCUUAUUGAAGCCUGAACUGAAUAAGAAGGAGCUCUUCUUUAAAAAACAGUUCUGA